Lepus europaeus (European hare) is the source of this 7759-nucleotide messenger RNA. RefSeq names its product NYN domain and retroviral integrase containing (gene NYNRIN). The record is from RefSeq and is a predicted model, not a curated record. The transcript is spliced from 9 exons. Gene Ontology annotation, cellular component: cytoplasmic ribonucleoprotein granule; nucleus. Gene Ontology annotation, biological process: DNA integration. Gene Ontology annotation, molecular function: RNA-DNA hybrid ribonuclease activity; mRNA binding. NCBI's taxonomy places the organism in Eukaryota, Metazoa, Chordata, Mammalia, Lagomorpha, Leporidae. Bases 294 to 6074 code for a protein of 1926 amino acids.
GGCUCCCGGCCCAACACUGGCGGAAAGCAGCGGUCUCGGGGACCCUCCCGCUCCCUCCUCUUCUCCUGGUCCCCCUCUCCGCCCCCCGCCCCUUCAAGCGCCCCCGGCACACGCGGGACGAGUCUGUCCAGGAGGGGCUGGCGGAGCGGUGGAGGGGGCAGGCUGGGGGCGGAGGGAGCCCGGGCGGUCCCACCCCCAGUUACAGCCCCCGACAGGAAGAGUUCGUCGCGGCAGCCGCUGCCGAAAGGGACGGAGCUGGGGAGGGCGGGCGCCUGAGCGCGGCGGAGGCAGCCAUGCUCCUGUCUGGGGGCGACCCCCCGGCGCAGGAAUGGUUCAUGGUGCAGACAAAAUCCAAGCCUCGGGUGCAGAGGCAGCGCCUGCAAGUGCAGCGCAUCUUCAGGGUCAAGCUGAACGCCUUCCAGAGCCGCCCGGACACCCCCUACUUCUGGCUGCAGCUCGAGGGGCCCCGGGAGAACACGGGCAAAGCCAAGGAGUAUCUGAAGGGCCUGUGCAGCCCCGAGCUGUGGAAGGAGGUCCGCUACCCACCGAUCCUGCACUGCGCCUUCCUCGGGGCCCGGGGCCUCUUCCUGGACUGCCUCUGCUGGAGCACCCUGGCCUACCUGGUGCCUGGCCCCCCUGGCUCCUUGAUGGUAGGCGGGCUGACCGAGUCUUUCAUCAUGACCCAGAACUGGCUGGAGGAGCUGGUGGCGCGGUUGCGCUGGGGCCCAGCCUCUCUGCUGACCCCCCGAGGUGUCUGGGAGGCUGAGGUGACCCGGGCCUUUGGGGCCCUGGUCUGGAUCCGUGGGGACCAGCAUGCGGGGGACCUGCUGCAGCUGCCCCCCGCAGUCCAGGAGCUGCUGCUGAGCCUGGUGCGCGAUGCUGCUGGCAAGGAGGACAUCAUCGAGUGGCUUGGCCACUUUGGCAUCUCCAGCCCCCACUCCGACCCAGAGGUCCUGAUCUGCCCUCCCCAGCAGCAGAAGGAGGGCUCAGCCCUGGUGUCCGUGGCUGAGAGUCCUGGGUCCUUCCUGGAGAUGGGGGCCCUUCGGAAUGGGGGCUCCGAAAAUUCCAAGAGAUUAUCCAGUCUGGGAGCCACCAGGUCCCUGACCUCAGCUCAGAGCACACAGCAGGAGACGGCAAACCAGCUGGUACGGGUCGGCUCCAGCAAACAAGGUGGUACGGACGGAGCUCGCGAGGAGGAGCCAGCACAAGCCACCAGCGGCCAGGUCUCCGCCAUCAGCACACCAGCCUUGCUGCAGCCCAGGCAGGCCCACAGGCUGGACGAUAAACUCCCCUUGCAGCCUCCUGUGUCAGCCCUGAGUGUGUGCCCGCCCUGGAGGGCCUGGGCCCCGGGGCCCGCCUUGUGGCCGGGGGCUGUUGCCACAACUUUCUGGAGGAUCAACGAGCUGCAUUCUCUGCACCUGGCCUGGCUCCUGUCCCAGGCGUGCUUCACUUUCCCCUUUUGGCAGGGGAGGCCGCUGGGCGCCAUUCAGUUGAAGUUGCCAGGGCCAGCUCCUUUGCCCUUAAACCUGGAGUGGAAGCAGAAGGAGCUGGUUCCUCUGCCCAGUGCAGAGAGCCCAGCUUGUAGACCGGAUGAGGGGCUGGGGGCAGAGACGGUCCUACAGAACUGCCCGAAGCCAGAGACCCCCCAGAAGGUCAUGAGUGUAUUGCUGGUCCCAGGGGCCUCGAACGUAAAGGACAAGGUGAGGCUGGGUCUUCCGCAGAUAGGGCCGCCGCCUUUGCCCUCUGCACCCUGCCUCCAAGUUGGGGGUCAGCCGGGGGAUCGGGGCAAUAAUACGCAGUCGGAUUGUAAGGGGCUGGGAGAGGGGUCCUCUCCAGUGCCACCCGCAGGGCAAGAGGCGCCCACGGCUCAAGGCGGGCAGACCGCUCAAUCAGUACCUGAAGUUCAAACAGUGCCUGAAACUCACCAAGUGCCCCUGGCUGCAGCAGUCCCCAAAGCCGAAAACCCACCCACUCCUCAGGAGCUGCCUGCAGCCCCCCAGGUGCCUACGGCCCAAGUGAGGUCGGCGGCACCCACAGAGCCCGCAACACCGAAAGUGCCUUUGGCUCCAGCAGAGCCAGCGGCUCAAGUGGUGCCCACGACUGCACACGCAGCCGGGCAGUCAGCGGCAGCGGCAGCAGCAGCGGCAACAGCUCAAGUAGCGCCUGCAAAUCCCAAAACUCGCACAGCUCAGAAGGCACCUGCAGCAAAGACACCACCCGCUGGCCCCAAAACACCCAAAGCUCAGUCGGGGGCUGCCAGGAAAACAGAGUCUACCACUCCCAAAGCACCUGCAACCCCCAAAGCACCUGCUGCUUCCAAAGCGCCCAAAGCUCCCAAAACCCCUGCAGCUCAGAAGGCGCCCACGGAGGCAAGGCCUGCCUUGGAUGUGGCCAAACUUCUGAGGGAGGUCCAGCCUUCGUCAAGGGGUAGUGCCUCCUCACCAAAGAGCCAGGGGGAGGCUGGCAGGCAGGGUCGCCAGCCCGGUGGCACCUUGGCCGCCAGCAGUAAGCACCCAUUUCAGAUGGAGGGGCUCCUGGGGGCUUGGGAGGGGACCCCGAGGCAGCCACCUCGCAACCAGCAGGCCAAGAACACUGUGACCAGCUUCCAGCGGUACCACGAGGCCCUGAAUACGCCCUUCGAGCUGAACCUGUCGGGGGAACCCGGGAACCAGAGCUUGAGGAGAGUGGUCAUUGACGGCAGCAGCGUGGCCAUGGUGCACGGCCUGCAGCACUUUUUCUCCUGCCGAGGCAUUGCCAUGGCGGUGCAGUAUUUCUGGAACCGGGGACACCGAGAGGUCACGGUGUUCAUACCCACCUGGCAGCUGAAGAAGAACAGGAGGGUGAGAGAGAGCCACUUUCUGAACAAGCUACACUCACUCAAGAUGCUUUCAAUCACCCCGUCCCAGCUUGAGAACGGCAAGAAGAUCACCACCUACGAUUACAGGUUCAUGGUGAAGCUGGCGGAAGAGACAGAUGGCAUCAUUGUGACCAAUGAGCAGAUCCACGUCCUGAUGAAUAGUUCCAAGAAACUGAUGGUCAAAGAUCGACUGCUGCCUUUCACCUUUGCUGGGAAUCUCUUCAUGGUGCCUGAUGACCCUCUGGGCCGUGAUGGCCCCACCUUGGAUGAGUUUCUGAAGAAGCCCAACAGGUUGGACGCUGAUAUUGGCAACUUCCUGAAGGUGUGGAAGACUCUUCCUCCCAGCUCAGCCAGUAUCCGUAAAUCGAGUGGUGACCUUGACCCUGAGCCUGCAGAGGGUGCACAGGAUGUGGGAGGAGUCAGGGAGAAGGAGAAGGAGAAGAAAGAGGAGAAGAAGGAGGAGGAGAAGAAGAAGGUGCAGGAGAAGAAGGAGGAGGAGCAGAUGAAGAAGGAGGGGGAGGAGCAGGUGAAGAAGGAGGAGGAGGGGAUACAGAAGCCAGCUGAGGAGGAUGACCUUGGCUCUUCCCUGGCCUCAGUGUUCGGAGUCGAGUGCCCUUCCCUUUCGGAGGAAAUCCUCCGGUGCCUCAGCCUCCACGACCCCCCCGAUGGGGCCCUGGACAUUGACCUCCUGCCAGGGGUGGCUUCUCCCUGCCUGGGCAUCCCCUGGGACGGGAAAGCUCCUUCCCAGCAGGUGCUUGCCCACCUGGCGCAGCUGACAGUCCCCAGCAACUUCACCGCUCUCUCCUUCUUCGUGGGGUUCAUGGACUCGCACCGCGAAGACAUCCCUGACUACGAGGUCCUCAUGGGCCCCCUGCACAGCCUCCUCAAGCAGAAGCCGGACUGGCAGUGGGACCGGGAGCAUGAGAAGGCCUUCCUGGCUCUCAAGCGAGCCCUGGUGUCCGCGCUGUGCCUCACGGCCCCCGAUUCCCAGCUGCCCUUCCACCUGGAGGUGACCGUGAGCCAGGUGGCCCUGACGGCCAUCCUCCACCAGGAGCACUCCGGGAGGAAGCACCCUGUCGCCUAUACCUCCAAGCCCCUCCUCCCUGAUGAGGACAGUGAGGGCCCCCAGUCCGGGGGAGACAGCCCCUAUGCCGUGGCCUGGGCCCUCAAGCAUUUUUCCCGCUGGAUCGGAGAUACUCCUGUGGUCCUGGACCUUUCCUAUGCCUCCCGCCCCACGGUGGACCCCGAGGCGCGGGAGGGCCGCAGGGUGUCCAAAGCCUGGUUGAUCCGAUGGUCCCUCUUGGUACAGGACAAAGGCAAGCGGGACCUGGAGCUGACCCUUCUCCAGGGCCUGCGCGGGGAGAACCGCCUGCUGACACCCGCGUCCUCCAUGCCCCGUUUCUUCCAGGCCCUGCCUCCCUUUUCCGACCUGUCCACUUUUGUCUGCAUCCACAUGGCCGGCUAUUGCUUCUACCGCGAUGACGAGUGGUGUGCUGGCUUUGGUCUCUACGUUCUGUCCCCCAACAGCCCCCCUGUCUCGCUCUCCUUCUCCUGUUCCCCGUACACGCCUACCUACGCGCACCUGGCGGCUGUGGCCUGUGGCCUGGAGCGCUUUGGCCACUCCCCAUUCCCGGUGGUCUUCCUCACCCACUGCCACUGGAUCUUCAACCUCCUGUGGGAGCUGCUGCCCCUCUGGAAGGUUCGGGGCUUCCUCUCCUCUGACGGGGCUCCACUACCUCACCCGAGCCUCCUCUCCUACAUCAUAGACCUCACCUCUGGCCUCCCCUCCCUUCCCUUUAUCUACCGUACCUCCUACCGGGGCUCUCUGUUUGCCGUGACCGUGGACAACCUGGCCAAGCAGGGCGCCCAGGGCAGUGGGGAGUGCUGGAAUUUGCCAAAGGAUGUGCCAGCCCCUGUGGUGACUCCCCACGGCCCGGGCUCGAGGCCCAACCUGCUGGCUUUGCAGCUGGCUGACAGCACCCUGGCUGAGAUCAUUGCCAAGCUGCAGGCUGGGCAGAAGCUCUCUGGCUGCUCACCUUUCAGCCCCGCCUUUAACUUUCUCAGCCUCGACGAGGAGACUGGCAUGCUCCUGUUCAAGGGAGAAAAGAAGCCCAGGGUCUGGGUGGUCCCCCGGCAGCUCCGGAGGGACCUGAUUUUCUCGGUGCAUGACGUCCCCAUGGGGGGCCACCAGCGGCCCGAGGAGACCUACAAGAAGCUGCGGCUGCUGGGCUGGUGGCCCGGGAUGCAGGAGCAUGUAAGGGACUACUGCAGGAGCUGCUUGUUCUGCAUCCCGCGACACCUCGUAGGCAGUGAGCUGAAGGUUAUCGAGUCCCCCUGGCCCCUCAGGUCCACCGCCCCCUGGUCCAACCUGCAGAUCGAGGUGGUGGGCCCCAUCACUGUAAGUGAGGAGGGCCACAAACACGUGCUCAUCGUGGCCGACCCCAACACCAGGUGGGUGGAGGCGUUCCCGCUGAAGCCCUACACCCACAUGGCUGUGGCCCAGGUGCUGCUUCAGCACGUGUUUGCCAGGUGGGGCGUGCCUGUGCGGCUGGAGGCAGCCCAGGGCCCCCAGUUUGCCCGGCACGUCCUGGUGAGCUGCGGGCUGGCCCUGGGUGCCCAGGUCACCACUCUGAGCAGGGACCUCCAGUUCCCCUGCCUGGCCAGCUCGGAGGCCUAUUGGGAAUUCAAGAGGGCCCUCAAGGAGUUCAUUUUCCUGCAUGGCCGGAAGUGGGCGGCCUCCCUGCCCUUGCUGCACCUGGCCUUCAGGGCCUCCUCGGCUGACGCCUCGCCCUUCCAGGUCCUGACUGGGGGGGAGAUGAGGCUGAGCGAGCCCCUGUGGUGGCAGAUGAGCAGUGCCAACCUCGAAGGGCUCAAGAUGGAUGUCUUCCUGCUGCAGCUGACUGGGGAGCUGCUGGAGCUGCACUGGAAGGGGGCGGACAAGGCCAGCUCCAAGUCCGAGAACAGGCGUUUCCAGCGGGAGAGCCAGGAGAAGGAGUGGAACGUGGGAGACCAGGUCCUCCUGCUGUCGCUCCCCAGGAAUGGCAGCAGUGCCAAGUGGGUGGGUCCCUUCUAUAUCGGGGACCGGCUGAGCCUGUCUCUCUACAGGGUGUGGGGCUUUCCGACCCCGGAGAAGCUGGGCUGCAUCUAUCCCAGCAGCCUGAUGAAGGCCUUUGCCAAGAGUGGCACACCCUUGUCUUUCAAGGUCUUGGAGCAGUGAGCUGGAGCAGUGGGGAGGCCUCCUGCCCAGGGGUCCUGGGUUUCUGCUGCUAGGUCUCCCCCUGCCCCUAGAAGUGCUCCCAGCCCUUUGGGGACCCUUGAUUGUGCCUUUUGUUGAGAAGUUGCUAUGUCAAGCUUUGCUGAAUUGCCUUGAACUGGGGACCAGUGUCCCCGUGGAGACAACCUGUUUGGGGUAUCUGGGAGAAUUUGCACAAGGCUCUCAGAUGUGAGCCUUUGGCAGUUUUACACUGGGGGGUGGAAAGUCCCCUUUGCAAGGUAGGCCAGGCUCCACAUCUUUUCCCUUUCACACAUGUGCGGUUGCACACAUGUGUGCGUGCAUAUUCAGCCCCGACCCCCGAGUCUUAACACCUGGCUGUCUUAACCAUGACGCAGUGUAGCUCUGGCAGGGAGAACCAGAACCACUGUCCUCUUCCAGUUAGAAACCUCUAGUGUGGGUUCCUGCCCCCAACCCAUGCUGUCCUGGCUUUGUCGUCAGGGUUGUCACUGACACACACUCGUGAGGACUGCGGUGAGGUGCCUGCCUCACGGCCAGCUUUCCUAGGUCGGGCUCAGCCUGGCCUGCUAUCCAGGAAGGCCUGGCAGUCCUUCUGGGCCUCAAGGACAAGGGCUCAGGGAGGGAGGCUGGGAGACCACCCACGUGUGAACACAGGGAAGGCAGGGCUGCGGGGGAGUUGGUCUACCUCAUUUGACUCCAGGCAAUGGAGACAACUCCUGACCCCUGCUCUGAGGGUGUUAACCCCACAGGAAUCAAGGAUCUUGAUGCCCAUGGUGGCAUCUCCACCUAGAGAGCUGCUUUUACCAGACCAAGGGGCCCUGGCCUCUGUUUGACGGGGUGGGGGUGGGGGCCGGUAUCUGAAAUGAGCAGUCCGGCACACGGCAAGGCUCUACCUCCCAGCCAAUCCCAUCCCCAUCCCAAAGCCCAAAGCCCUCUACUCCUUCCACCUCCACUAUAUCCUGCACCCCCAGACCCUAUAUAGUGUAUGAUUGCUUCUCUUGCAUCACUACCUCCUCCCAGUCCCUCUAGAUCUGCCUUCUGUGUAGAGCAAAACCUCCCUCAGAGCCAGACUCAGCAAAGAUCACUCGUGCCUCUGAAUUGCCACAGAACGAGUAGGCGGCAGAUGCAGCCCAGUGCCUGGCCUCUGUGGUUUCAUUUCUCUGGAAGGUGAGUCAGUUUGCUGGCCCAGCUCGGGUUUCCAGGACACUUGGCAUUGCAGAGUGUUGGAGUCGAGGAGAACUUCCCAUGGAGCCUAACGAGUCUUUCACAGCACACCAGAGAGGCCUAGGGACUUACUUGAAGUCACAUGGCUUGUUCAUGGCUUGAGCUUCCUGGUUCCCAGUUCACCACGAAAAGGGUUCUGGCAGCAAGUUCAGGCAAGGGAACCCUUCUAAGUCCUAUGCCUACCUUCCUUCCAACUCCCAUUCUCUAAAUCUUGUAGGCAAACUCCGUGGCUGUUGUCCGGAAACCAUUCCCAGCUGUGAGCCCUGUGCAGGAGAGAGUGGCUGGGUGGCAGCUGAGACUGCAGGUGAGCUGUGGCAUUCUGAGCAGAUAGCGCAGUCCUUCCUCCUACCUCCCUCUUCCCUCUGUAGUGUGUCCACCUCACUGUCCCAUUCCGGUGCUGUGUGCAGUCCCCUGUUACCACAUUUAUAAUCUUAUACCCUUGCUUU